Messenger RNA from Suillus subaureus, 922 nucleotides. RefSeq lists its product as uncharacterized. Lineage: Eukaryota; Fungi; Basidiomycota; Agaricomycetes; Boletales; Suillaceae. The transcript has 2 exons. Bases 155 to 754 code for a protein of 199 amino acids. The record is from RefSeq and is a predicted model, not a curated record.
AGGUUCGGGUUCGAACCUAGGUUCUGGACCGAACUGCGGCAGCACUACACUGAUGAGGCUCGGACAUCGGACCAUUACUUACCCUGAGCCUCAGCAUCUUUGAGUAUAAAUACGUUGCCUUUAUCCCCAGUGUAUGUUCAGCUAAUUAACCGCAAUGAAAGCCUCAGGCUCAAUCCCUUUCUUUGCUCUAUUUGUCGCUUUUACAAGAGCCUUGACCUCAACUCCCCAGGUCAAACUCGGAGACGUCCCUUCAGCAGGGUGCCUCGACUCAAGACUUGCAGUUGAUUUUCUGAGAGCUUACCAGCCAAAAUAUGUGGAUCACUUUUAUACCACUAAUGCCAGUGAGACAAACAAUGCCGUCUUCUUCCUUGGGUACAGCGGCGAGGGAGUUGCUGCAUAUGUCUUUCCAUGGUAUCUCCCCCCAGACCGUCGGCCUUCCACUGUCCCAUUAUAUCGCAUGUACAACCCCAAAGUCAUUGACCAUUUUUACACCACUUCAUAUUCUGAGGUGCAGAGCGCUAAAAGCCUUGGUUACGAUUACGAGGAGAUUUCUGCAUAUGUCUAUAACACAAACAUAUGCGGAAGCGUUGCCUUGUAUCGCCUCUACAGCUCCAGUGGUACCGACCACUUUUACACCACAUCCGCGUCGGAGGCGAGCAACGCUGUUGCUAAGUUGGGUUAUACCGAAGAGGGUAUCGUGUGUUAUGUGCUUCCUGUUCCACCUUGGCCUUAUCCUGACUUAAUUCUGUCAUGAGCUCUGUAACUUUGGAUUUAUUUUCCUUCUUUGUAGUUCAGUAGUAUUUGCAUGUUUCGCUCUCUCCUUUCUUGGUUUUGUGCUCGUCGAGUCGUCUGUUCGUGAUAGGUAUAGCCUACACUGGCAUAUGUGUAUUCUCGUACGUUCUAACAUUUGUUUGAUAGCUGU